GACACCAUCGGCACACAUAUUCCACAAGAUUCUGUUAUUCGCUUGUGUAAUUAACGGAUGCGGUGUCAACUAGUAAAAAUGCAAUACCAUCCCAAGUCGAAUAAACUUUGAUAUUGCCCAAAUAAGCGAAUGUGGUACAGAUUGUGAAAGUAGCGUGCAACGCUGCCGACUACUUUAACUAGUAAAAGUUACUGCUCCGUCGUCGGCCUUUCUGAGAGCAUCCCGCGCAAUCAAAAAUCUGGGCAUGAUUUCAACGCGCCAGUGCAGCAUUUGAAUUGCAGAGCGCACGAGUCCGAGCCACCAGCUGGAUCCCCAGGAGCCACAGACCAGGAUCGAGACCAGGACGGCAGAAAAGCCCGAGGAGCCGCAGGAGUUGCCCGAGUUCCACAGGCAUAACCUUAAAAGGCACGUGCAUCGCGCGUAGAAGAGUUCUCUGCGUGCCACCACACAGCCAAUCGGUUGCUCUCCCAAAAAACAAACACGCAAUACCAAAUUCCCGAAGACGAAGACAUGGCCACCCUCCUCAGCAACGGACAGCAGUCGUUGAUGGCCAGCGCCAGUAAUGGUCAGGAGCAGCAACAGCAACAACAGCAGCAGCAGCGGCAGGACGAACCGGAGCAGCAGCACGUCGAGAUCAGAAAGUCGAGCUCACCGAAACCAGGCGCCAUGCCCAGCUUGAAGCUGAACAGGAUGGGUUCAGUGUCACCGAAAGAUAAACGAGUCUACAAAAUCGUCCUCACUGGCGGGCCUUGCGGCGGAAAGACGACGGGACAGUCCCGCUUGUGCACUUUCUUCGAAAACCUUGGAUGGAAGGUAUUCCGCGUGCCUGAAACGGCCACUGUUUUACUCAGUGGCGGUGUGAAGUUCUCCGAUCUGACCGAGAAAGAGGACCCGCCCACGCCAACCACGUUCGUUUACAAAGAUCUGCCCUUCGCCGCUCCGGAGCACAGUCUCAUCGAUCUAACAGCAUCCUGUCCGCGCUGCUUGGCCAAAGCUGCAUCCCGGCCCAAUGGCAGCGAAGCCUACAAGUUCCAGGAGAAUCUUAUCCGCACCAUGGUCCAAAUUGAGAACACCUACUUUGAGCUGGGCAACUCGAGCACCCGCAACUGUCUGAUUAUCUGCGAUCGCGGCGUUAUGGAUGCCAGUGCAUACAUAUCCAAGGAUAAAUGGGAAAAAAUGAUGGCGGGCAACAAUUGGAAUCCCGUGGAGAUGCGCGACAAUCGCUACAACCAAAUCCUGCACUUGGUUUCGGCUGCCAACGGCGCCGAGGACUUCUACUCCACAGAGGACCAUGCCUGCCGCUCGGAGGGCGUUGAUUUGGCCCGGGAACUGGACUACAAGUCCGCGGCCGCCUGGGUGGGCCAUCCCUACUUCGAUGUGAUCGACAACUCCACCAACUUCGAGACCAAGAUGAAUCGGAUGAUUGAGUCGGUGUGCCAGAAACUGGGCAUUGAUAUUGGCGACCGUUUGCAGGCCACGUCGCGCAAGCUGAAAUAUUUGGUGGCCAUUCUGCCGCCGGACAGCGAGUUUCCGCCCUUCCAGGACUUCGAUGUCGUACAUCAUUAUCUGCAGUCCGCCGGACCCAAGGUGCAGGCUCGCCUUCGCAAGCGUGGGCAGAAGAACCACUGGAGCUACAUCCACACGCAGCGGCGUCCAAACGUUCACGGGCAGGCCCGCAUUGAGGUGAAGACCCAGCUGACGCAUCGUGACUACAUGAACUUGCUGGCCCAGCGCGACGAUGCUCACUUCACCAUCUACAAGAAGCGCCGCUGCUUCCUCAUCAACAACCAAUAUUUUCAGCUUGAUAUUUAUAAGGAGCCAGGCCACCCACGCUGCAAGGGAUUGGUGCUUUUGGAGACGUAUUCGUCGCUCACCGGCGAUGCCCUAAAGAACUGCAUGCCCAAGUUCCUGAACAUUGUAAAGGAGGUGACCGGCGAUCCGGACUACUCCAUGUUUAAUCUAUCCCUGAAGGAGGAUUGGAGCACCACCAAGAAGUUUUGCCGAUCGGCGACGCACGUUAAGGGCGCCGCUAAUGGAGUCUCGAGCACGCCGCUGCUCCUCAAUGGUCAGUAGGCUUCCGAACUGUCCCUGAAUCUCUUUUGCACACGCAUAUUACACGGCAAAAGCAAGUUAUAAGAACCAAUGACCUGGCAAUAAAAUGUACAAAACAAAAAAAAAUUCUUAAAACCGGAACGGAUGUCGUUCCAAGCCAACAAGCAAUCAGUGCUCUGGCCCCCCAAAACUCCCCCCCUAAAACGUCCACAUACCCUGUUACUUAUUUGCGUACUUAACCGCAGGAGGAUGAAGGAAGCGUAAACUCUAGAGGCGUAUGUGUCGAGUCUAUAGUUUGUAGUUUAAUCGCAACCGGAGGUUGGGAGCCCACACGUACUUAAAUUUUCUUGUCAUGUUUGCUCGUGUUAAUUUUGUAAGCCAUACCACUAGUAACUAUGUAAAUCCAUGGAUCCGCGAUAUCAUGUGACAUUUUUGUGUCUUUUGGAAAAUUUGUGAACCAAUCAUUUUAACUCUUAAGCUAAAUGAAAAUAAGAUUACAACUACAAGACCACCAAA
Molecule: messenger RNA, 2568 nt
Organism: Drosophila sechellia
Lineage: Eukaryota; Metazoa; Arthropoda; Insecta; Diptera; Drosophilidae
Gene: Ttd14
Product: TRPL translocation defect 14
Exons: 11
Coding region: 511-2073 (520 amino acids)
Biological process (GO): photoreceptor cell maintenance
Molecular function (GO): phosphatidylinositol binding; GTP binding; phosphatidic acid binding
Source: RefSeq, a predicted model, not a curated record